Rhodotorula graminis WP1 is the source of this 2036-nucleotide messenger RNA. RefSeq lists its product as uncharacterized. Lineage: Eukaryota; Fungi; Basidiomycota; Microbotryomycetes; Sporidiobolales; Sporidiobolaceae. Gene Ontology annotation, biological process: regulation of DNA-templated transcription. The transcript is spliced from 4 exons. Bases 1 to 1917 code for a protein of 638 amino acids. Gene Ontology annotation, molecular function: sequence-specific DNA binding; DNA-binding transcription factor activity. The record is from RefSeq and is a predicted model, not a curated record.
AUGCGCCCGCGCUUGCGGGCCUCUCACCGCCUCGGCGACGAGGACGACAGCUGGUACCGCACGGGCGUGCGGGCUACUUUGAGCUGGGCCCGCGCACGAGCCGGACCGGUGCCCGCUCGCCCGUACACGGCCUCGUCCUGCCCGCUCUUCAACCCGACCUUUAGCGCGACCGACGUCCUCGGCACGAGUGCCGUCGUGCGCGAGCGCGCAAAACCGCCUGCACCCGCCGCCCCGCCGCCGCCGCCGCCGUCGCACGAGCAGCUCGUGACCGACACCGUCGCCGCCCGCGACCACCAUCCCGGCGCGCUCCCGUCGCCCUCUCUCGGGUUCGUCGACUCGAUGCGCAACGCCCAGGCGCUGCUGCCCGUCGUCCACCACCGCUCGUCGGGCGACUCGACGGCCUCGUCCGGCACGCUCGUCGUCGCGCCCGCAUACUCAGACUACCCGAUCGCGCCCUCGCCAGAGCUGUCCGGCGGCGGUGGGCGCGGCAGGACCUUGUCGGGCGGGAGCGCGAGCCCGCCGACGCCGGGACCGUCCUCGUACAAGCCCCUGUCGGCGGCGGCGGCGUACCCGUCGUCGUCGUCGUACGGCGUCGGCGUCGGCGAGCCCGUCAGCCCAAAGACGCUCCCGCUCGUCCUGAGCCCCGCCCUCGCCCACCUCCCCUUUGCCGGCCGCCUCCCGAGCAUCGACCUGUUCGACCCAGCGAGCUCGCGCCGCCCGUACCCGCCUCCUUCACCCGGCAUGCCCUACUCGUCCUCCUCCCGCGUCGCCACCGCCGCCGUCGACUCGCCCUUCUCGCCCUCUCAGCGCUAUGCCUACGAGCGCGCCCGCGUCCCGUCCGGCGUCACGACCGCCACCACGACGAGCACGAGCGACGCCUACCUGCCGCACGCGCCGCCGCCCGCCGCCGCGUCGCCGCCCGGCCUCGGCCUCCUGUGCGCCGCCGGCGCCGUCGUUUACGAUUAUGGCGGCGCGCCGGGCAUGGGUAUGUCGUUCGGCGGCGGUGGCGAGCAAGAGCAGCCGCACGAGCAGCAGCAGCAGCAGCAGGUGCCCGGCCCGGGCUUUGCACCGCCCUCGUCGCUCGCCAUGCCGAGCGAGUGGCGGCCCGUCCGGCGUGCGGCUCUGCCGUCGCAGUGGGACGUGCGGGUCGAGGAGCUCGACGAGGACGAGGUCGUGGACGAGGGCGCGCUGGGGCAGGAGCAAGGGCAGGGGCAGGGGCGGCGCUCGAGCGCGGGGCACGGCUUUGCGCCACCGCCAGGGCCGCAUCGGGUGGGUGCGCAGGCGGGCGACGAGGGCGCGACGCCGGCGCCGGCGCACGAGGGCGCGUCGACGAGCGCGACGCCGUUCAUCACGAAGCUGCAGCACGUCCUCGUCAAUCCGGCGCACCACGACGUGAUCCGCUGGAACGCCGACGGGACGUGCGUCGUCUACCAGCACUCGUCGCAGCGCCUCUUGUCGAUCCUCGGCAAGUACUUUCGCCACACGAGCGUCAUGAGCCUCGCGCGCCAGCUCAACAUCUACGGGUUCCGCCGCCUGUCGGUCGCCGAGAUGCUGCGCGAGCUCGAGCGCAUCCCUCCUCCUCCUCCUUCUCUCGCCUCGACCACGUCCUCGACCUCGCCGACCGCCGCCCAGCCUCCGCCGGCUCCGCCCAUCCUGAGCGCCACCGAGUGGAGCGGCUUCACGCACCCGAGCUUCUGGCGCGACGAGCCCGGGCGUCGCGCGCUGUGCGACCUGUCGGUCCUCAAGCCUCAGGGCCCAAAGACCGAAAAGGGCCGCGCCAACCUCGCGAAAAAGAUGGCGGCCGGCGACGGCAACAAGAAGCGCAAGAAGGCGGGUGGCGGCGGUGCAGGUGGUGGUGGUGGGGCGGGCAGGGCCAAGGUUGGCGCGGUGAGGAAGGGCGGGCUCGACCUCGAGUGAGGGGCGGUCGGUCGGUCGGUCGAGGCGGAGUGCAGUCUUUGCCGCAGCGUGUUCUCUCUCUCUCUCUAGCUUUGCGCUUCUCGCGCUUGUUGUCGCCGUGCCAUUCAGCCGUUCUUGCC